UUUCACCCUAACGUACGGCUCCGCUCCGCUCCUGCAACCUCCGCAGUCGCCGCCACAACCACCACCACUGCAACUGCUGUUACCGCCCCCGGUCAGCUCCAGGGAGUCUGCGGGAUUUAUAGUCCCGUUCAUUACUAGUCGAGCCUUCACAUAAGUGACACACUCCGACAAUGGAGAAUCAGGUAACAACGGGUGACUUCGGCAACCAGACGAUGGUUGAGCAGGUCGACGUUUCCAUCCAGACCAACCCCAACGACAUCACCGAAGCUAUGAGUCAAAUUAAUAACCGCGAAACACUGCCACCGCCGCAGACUCCAACUAAUAAUUUACAGCAGACGUCCCGCUCUGACGAACCACUUAAUUCUUUCGAGAGCGUCGUCGUCAUCUCCAGCGAUGAAGGACGUCCGAUGCCGCCCGCAGAAAGACCGCGUCGUCGAAGGAGGCGUCCACUGCAGAACAUCCCUAUACGCUCUAACGGGACUCCAAUCAUCGAUGCGAAUUUUGUAUCGCCGGACAAUAGGAAUUUCGUUGAGAAUCCGUACGCCACCGGUAGGGCCAUAAGACGUCCAAACAGGCGACCUAGGCGAUUUGUCUUCUCUCAUACGAUCGCUCCAAACUUCAUGUACAACCCUGCUGCAACUCCUCGUGUCCCUUCCGACGAAGAAGCAUAAAUUUCUAUAUGCAUUAAUUGUAUUAUGUGGUAUAAAUAUUAGUAAUAGCAUUAACCAAAUAUAUGUGGGAACAAUGGCAUUGUUGUUAGAUGUUCUGCUAUUCAUCUAUGACUGACUUUCAAAUGUGUAUAAAUAUAUAAAACAUAUACACAGUAUAUAAAAUAUAUCUUUAAAUGUAUUUAUGUGGAUAAAUGUAUAUAUAAAAUUCAUUCAACUUUAUUUUCCCUUUAGAAUUAUGGAUCACAUUAAAUAUGGAUGUUUUACAAACUAAACGUAUGACGUAAAUAUUUCCUAAAACCAAAUGACAACUUUGUUGUAUGGACAAAAUAAUUAAAGCAACUAUGAAAUUUAUUUACUUUUCAAGAGAGCAAAUAAAUUUGGUUCACCUUCCUUCCCCCUUUUU
Nicrophorus vespilloides is the source of this 1074-nucleotide messenger RNA. RefSeq lists its product as uncharacterized. The record is from RefSeq and is a predicted model, not a curated record. The coding region runs from base 171 to 671 and encodes 166 amino acids. NCBI's taxonomy places the organism in Eukaryota, Metazoa, Arthropoda, Insecta, Coleoptera, Silphidae. The transcript has 6 exons.